GCUUCUGCACUGCAAGUGUGAAAGGUCAGGUCAGUCGUCCUUGUGAAAAGGAGAUUUUUACUCACGUGUGUCUAACUUUUCCGUCGAUUUUGAAGCAAAGAUGGAUUUCAGCAGCCCUCCCGCCGGCGGAUCUGGUGUAAACAGGGAUGAACUCAUGGACCAAGUCAAGUCCCAGAUCGCAAUCGCGAACGCACAAGAAUUAUUGCAGAAAAUGUCAGACAAAUGUUUCAAGAAAUGCGUGACCAAACCAGGAACUUCUCUGGACAACUCAGAACAGAAGUGUAUAGCGAUGUGUAUGGACCGGUACAUGGAUGCCUGGAACAUUGUCUCCAGAACUUACAGCACGCGGUUACAACGGGAGAGAGGCAAGAUCUGAGGGGAGGGCAUGUUAUCAUCAUCAUCACUCACCAGUCACCGAGCUGUACCACCAUCUUUUAAACCAUUCAUGGUGCCAGUCUGGACUCUGUUGUUUAUGUAGACAAACUCAUUGUAAGACUUAAGUAAAGGCAGGGCUUCAAACAAUGAAUCCUCUUGAGUCUUGACCAAGUCAUACUUUUUCAGUAGUCUCUACCAGGCUUUAGGAAGCGGCUGAAAAGAGAAGAAAUUGGCCAAAUAGACAGAUUAUGCCAGGGGAGUUGGUCCUUGCUAAGAGAACAGUUUGCCACUCGCUUUGGAUAGCCUCUACUACUGAAGCCUGGCAGAGGCUACUUUUUUAGGCUUUUCAUAGACUCAAGAGUUUCAAACAAGUAACAUUACAUGAUUCUCUAAUAAUGGUGCCAGUUAGAGAUUACCGGUAUACUUGAUACAUGUACAUUUGUACACUGUAGUUGAUAUUGAUACUCAGAUUCUGUGUGUUACAAUGUGGACACUUGCCAUGAAUGUGUAUUCCAAACCGUGAUGUUGAUUUUAUGGCAGUUAGACACUGGGAAACAUUUUUGCCAAACUUUUGUUACCAUUAGACUACUGAUUAAAGAUAUUGACCAGAAUGCACCUUUGAAGUAUGUUCUGGGAAUAAAAAGUAGAGACUUUUGAUACUCAGUAUUCAGGGCUAGAUUCAUGUUUUAGGACUACCAAGAACUGGUAGAAACUGUCCUUGCUUAUACAGAUGAUCAUGAUUUUGGUAAGUUUUUUUCUUCAGAAAUGGUCAGUAA
This is a messenger RNA of Branchiostoma belcheri (Belcher's lancelet), 1151 nucleotides long. Its product is annotated as mitochondrial import inner membrane translocase subunit Tim13-B-like. The transcript is spliced from 3 exons. The record is from RefSeq and is a predicted model, not a curated record. Bases 101 to 376 code for a protein of 91 amino acids. NCBI's taxonomy places the organism in Eukaryota, Metazoa, Chordata, Leptocardii, Amphioxiformes, Branchiostomatidae.